GGGAGAGUCACCUGCCUACGCACCUUCACACCGGAGAGAAUGUGGAACUUUACACUGCUAACGAUGUGCCUUCUCAGUGUUGCCGUUUUGGUACGAGGAGCGAGUCUCCUGGACGGCGCCACAGAGCCUGACUGUUCCCAGUACAGCUUGCCCAUGUGCCCCCGUAACUUCGAUCCAGUGUGUGGAAGCGACGGCAUCACCUACUCUAACGAAUGCAUGCUGUGCUUUCAAAACAUGGAGUGGAACACUAACAUUCUCAUCCAGAGUAAAGGAGAGUGCUGAACCAGACAUGACCAUCAUCCAUUGUCUCAGUGACCCACCAGGCCUCUCAACAUUACUUUAAAUCAUUUCCUGUUGCCUUGUCAAAAACACUGACAUCUAUUCUGACAUCUAUUCUAUUGCUUUCUAUAUGCUGAGGAGUCAGUAAGUCACAAGUGCUUCAAUGUACUUUGAAUUGUUUUCCUCAACACCUGUUUCCUUCUCCAAUCCUUAUGGGCUCCCUGUCUGUCUUCUGUAGAGCACUUAACCCUUCACUACCUAGUCUUUAAGACUUGUGUAGCGUACGUCUUGGUGGUAAAAUUGUAUUUUUUAAAAUGGAAUAAUCUUAAUUGUGCCUUUUUUUUUUUUUUUACGUGUCCACCUAUUUUUAUCUGUAAUUAAA
Salmo salar (Atlantic salmon) is the source of this 661-nucleotide messenger RNA. RefSeq names its product Pancreatic secretory trypsin inhibitor (gene isk1). The record is from RefSeq and is marked provisional. Gene Ontology annotation, molecular function: serine-type endopeptidase inhibitor activity; protein binding. Lineage: Eukaryota; Metazoa; Chordata; Actinopteri; Salmoniformes; Salmonidae.